Messenger RNA from Cryptococcus wingfieldii CBS 7118, 438 nucleotides. RefSeq lists its product as hypothetical. NCBI's taxonomy places the organism in Eukaryota, Fungi, Basidiomycota, Tremellomycetes, Tremellales, Cryptococcaceae. The transcript is spliced from 2 exons. The coding region runs from base 1 to 438 and encodes 145 amino acids. The record is from RefSeq and is a predicted model, not a curated record.
AUGCCGUCUAGGACGGAUGGAGAGAGUGCCGAGGAGAGUGAUCUGGAUAGUGAUUAUCAGCUGAGCCUCGGUCGCGAACGGUACCUCGAGUCGAUACACGUUGCCCCAUCACCCGAAUCUUCCUCGAGCACCACGCCAUCCUUCCUCUCCUGCCCCUGUGAUUCAAUUCCAUUACAACUCCAUACUCCAACCUGUCCCUACCCAGAUUUCCAAAACCCUUUGGCUAUGAACGCGUCAAGACUCGAAACCAGUACCCCAACUCGUCAACAAGCCUCGCGCGCAAGGCCUCUCAACGAGCCGGUCGUGUCACCUUUGGCUUACGAGAUGUCCAUGAUCGGAGAGAAGGGGGUCCACCUCGAUACCGAUGAUGGUGGGGGAGGGGAGCAUACCCCCCACGAAUAUCAGGAGGACGGGGCCGAGGUUGUUUCUGCAGCCUAA